AUGCUGCCUGUAUCACUUAUUAACACAAUUUCUAUUGGUAUAUUGAUUUUACUUGCCUUUAUUAUUUUGGAAUAUAUUUACAACAGUAUCCAGCAGUUUCGUUUGUACAAGGCCUAUACUUGUCAUAGUCCACGAAUUUUUACCUUACCCUUUCAUCAGCUAGUAAACUAUAGGCUUUAUGAGCUUGCCCUUCAACAGUAUCUGGCCGGUAUCGCGAUACAGCAUGUAGAGGCUUACGAUAGACAUCUUGUUGAGAAUGAAAACAUUGUACUAUGUGAGAGAAAAUACAAGCAUUUGAAAAGCGAGUUAAGAUUUUUGAUCUGGGCAUCACAUUUGUGGAGCACCAUCAAAGGUAUCUUUCGCGACUCAAAAGGUAUGGGCAAAGCCAUUAAGACGUGGAAAGAGAAAAUGAAAAGGAUUGCUUUUUCCUCUUCCGAUAAACAAGACGCUAGUCAUCAGAAGGCUGAGAUACAAAAAGCAGAGUCAUCUUCAAUCAUUAUCCAGAACAGCAGUUUAGCUGUUGAACAGAACGAUCGUUCCUGGGAUCAAAGGGUACACCACAACGAGAACGGUCCUGCGGAUGGCGUUCAGCACCAAACUGACUUAAGAAAAACGCUCAAUGCAUGCUUGAAAUUCAACAUGGAAAAGAAUGAAAAGGGUCAGUCCCUUGUAAUUAAAUCAGAUGAAACCAGCCUAUCGGUGGUGGGACUCUACCUGGGUGAAGCACUCGCGCAAAAUGAUCGUAAACAUAUCACACUGCGUCUUCGUAAGACAAAGGUAGAAGUGGUACCGCAAAACAAACAACUAUAUCAUACUAAGGACAUUGUAAAAUCUGAUUCCGUCACUAAGAGCGUUGAUAGUCCUGACGCUUCUAUUCAAGCAACAAAACAAUUUACGAAGAAUGCACAAGAUGGCUGUCUCGACGAAGUUGACGACUGCGCAAGCCACGAAUUAUUCCUGGAAACACAAGCAAUUUCAGAACCUAGUAGGAUAUUGUCGUCGCCAUCCCAAAAUCCCUCCACACAGCUAUCCCCAACGUGCGAUCCGAAUUCUGUUCAAUCGCUUUGGGGAGCAAUUAUUCGUCAGGAAGCUUCCCGCAUCAGGUCCGAGCUAUCCUGGGAAAAGGAUGUCCAUGAGAAUGCGCUGCGCGUGGCUUUUCACCUUAGCAUGGCUGCCCAAAUCAGCCCGUUGCUUCUGGAGCGCAUAGGCCCACGGAUUGUGCGGCGAUGGCUACUUCACUUACAGCAUAUGCGUCCAAGCUACACCACACUUUUCAUUUCCAGUGGUGUGCAUGAUGAAGGACUCCAAAGGAGAGGAAGUGACGCCACUUUUGACAAGACCCUAUUAUGCAGCCCGCACUCGUUUGGUCCCUCACAGAUUCCAGAUGGUCAUGAAAAGACCAAGAAUGGGGACUGCCUCAUCCAGCGAACCCAUGGGGGUGAGAUUCUCCACCCAUCCGGUGCUACAUCUGCGGUUGAGCAGGGUGGUGGCCCUGUUGCACUGCAAACGGGGGAAACGCAGCGUCCAAAGACCCCAUCGCUCGGGGAAUCGGGCCCCCUGGGUGAACUUUCACCCAACACCGCGUUCGAAAGCGACGAGCGGCACGUGUGCCUUGAGACUGACCGCGUGCCGCCUGCUCAAACAUGGAAGGGGGAUCCUGCGGGAUUCCUCUCCAAAAGAGAAGGUUCCAACCUCUACCAUCCAGAUUCACCGAAGCGAUGCCCCGCAGGAGGCGUUAAUACGAAUCCGCAGAAUCAUAUUCACAGUCCCUCCACCACGCUCGUUCCGAACAGCAAUGCCUUGCGGGCGUGUUCCUGUGGGCCUGGAAAUCAGACUUCUCUAAAUUGCCCGAGUGGUCCGAGUAAUCGAAAACUACCCCAAACCAUGAUCAGGUGUUUUCCUCUUGAUGCUCAGGAUACCGCCAUGCUACCUAGGGCCCAUGAUCAGCGGACUUCGUACAUCAUUGGAGCUGAUCGUGACUCUCUACUACGGGCAAUCACUACCGACGCGACACGCACGUUUGCUCAUGGGUUUACCAACUUUGUGUGCUUCUACACGGCAAAUCUCGAAAGGGAAACGAUGCGUCGCCACGAAGCGAAAAAAAAAUUGCAGAAAUUUGGAAAAAUGCGUUUUCAAUCAAACGAAUCUUCAGAUUCGGCGUUCAGGAUAGAUUCAAGUGCUGACGAUACUGCUACUGGGAGUCCGAUUAGCAGAGCUCCUAGUGAAUCUUGCGGAAAAAAGGUAAAGAAUGUGGACCCAUCACUGCCGAAUUUUCCGCCCCUAGUCUCAUCGAGCACUCACUCUGAGUACUUCACAACUGAUGGCAAAGAUGGUGUUAACUGUGCUCCUAUAAUGAAACCUAAAAGUGAGCAUUCUACACUUAGAAGGCCACGACAUGUUUUUUCGAAUGGUGACGACAACGUCGAUCGAUGGAAUGUGAAAGGAAAGCUUUCAUAUUCCAAGUACUUCCAGAAGUUACCUGAUGAAUCCGUUAAUGAAAAGAGACAUGUAGACGAUCAGGGUUUCCAGGAGGACAAAAAGACGUGCCACGAUCAUUGCGUGCCCACUCCAGUUAGCGCCCCAGGACAGAGCUACCUCAUUCAACUGGCUCUUGCGCCUAGUAUGACGCUAAAUUUUCAUGAAUACCCACUUGGUUGCCGCAAAGCUUGUCCUUUCCGAGAGGUCGUAGAACGGCAUUGUCUGGAAGCAGGAGACUUAAUACCUGCAAAACAUGACGCCCAAACUCCUUAUACGUCGGAAAAGUUCAAUACAAAGAGAGCACCAGAUAAACGACCCUGGUACAGCUUCCUAUUGAGCACUAAACGGUUCUUGACUGCAGCGAAAGGGCAGCAUAACAAGAUUGACGAUGCAAUUCCGAGACCACUAAUCGAGAGUCUGUAUGUGGAGUUGGGUCUCGAUGACGUGGAGAUAUCUGAGCUUGCCUUGGAUGCUUUAUGGAGCCGCCUAUGUCCUUAUCUCCCUUGCCCCUUAAAGUCCUGCAGAUUCUCUUCUCACUCCUUUAGUGCAGAUUCUUUCACCAACUUUGAUGAAGAUCCCACAGACCCUUCUGACGUGCGAGUUCCCCAGAAUCGAACCCAGGGUAUCUUCAGUGAGGGUACCAGGCGCAUGCAACGCGGCAAGGGGUGGAUAGGAGUAAACCCUGAAGGAUGCGAGGCGCAGGAUGUGGAAUUGAAAACGGGAAAGUUCAGUAGCUCGUUUCGCUAUACUUUGAAUAGCAGAGCUUCAUCCAACAGGCGACGACAACGACUCAUGGAAGGGUUGCAUAACCUCAAGAUGGAAAAGCUAAAACGUCAAAGUGGCUGUCAAGAAGUGGAGAUCGAGGAAGACGUGCCGGUUGGUAUGGCUGUCCUCCUUUUCGUUCCUUCGAUCAGAACCCCUCGGUUGCCGGGGGCUACUUUUGCUGAAUGUAGCAAUACAUCAGAGAACAAGGGAGUACUAACUAGCAGCAGGAAUACUGACGAAGCUAGCAAAGCCACCCCUCUAGAGGAGUUAGAAGAUACCACCGAGACCCAAAUCUUUGAUGCAUCAGCAACCACGGAAGUGGUGCUAAGCACCAGUCAUCAGAGCCUCCCGCAUGCUGAGGUGGGAUCUUGCUCACCCGUGGCCCACUUUAAUCCACCAGCCAUUGUGCUCCCAGUCCCUGAUGGUACGACAGCAAAAGUAAUUGAGGCUUAUACUGGUCCUGCGGAUGGUAUCACCUCCAUUGUGGUUGAGACACCACCUUUUUUAAGGGAACAGGGUGAGAUCAACGACAGUAGGGAAGUGGCGGGACAUGCUGAGCCAGCUUCCCCCCCGCUGACGGUUCAAUCGGCGCCUUCCUGUAUACCAGAGGAGGAGUCGGAACAGCAGGAGUGGGAUAUUGUUGUCUUGCUCUACGGCGCAACAACAAGCACCAUAUUGGAGGCCUUGCUUGAGGCUGAACAGGGCGCGUUGUACAAUGAGAUCUCAUAUGAGAAGAACAUGGUUCCGCCAAACGCGUGUGAAAAUGUUUAUAAAAACGAUGGAAGCGCAGAAGACUCGUCCUUUAGUUGUAUCUCUGGACAUUCUAGAAAUAUUAAUAUCAACAGACGAGGUGUAGGCACGCGUGACAGACAUAUGGGUAAUGAUAAUGUGAACACGUCCUUCACUUUUUCGCUCCCAAACUGUAGCUUUACAGAAGCAUUUGGGAAUGACUUUGGUUUGAUAUCAGAACACGUCCUUACUAGUAUGCGGUUUGCGUCAAUGGGCUCUGAUACGCAAAUGGGCUUUAAACAUGACUGCCCAUUGAUAGGCAACGAUGCACCAUGUGACAGUUCUGUCUUCUCUAAAAGUUCUAUAGCUUCUACUUCUCCGCUGUCGUGUACGACAUCCACCAUGCAUGUUCAACAUUCAUCGUUGCAACAACAGCAACAUGCAGCUAUUGUAGGAGACAGUUCACAUGGUGUGGGUGUGGUCUCUAUCCAUAGAGAUCCGUGCAGGGAUUUCCCUUCGAAUGCACCCACCUACCUUGAUGACAAGAUGUUAAAUUCCAUUAGAGAAGUGCAGAGGAAAAAUAGUGGUGAAAUCCUCCCACUCAAUAGAACCACUUCUAGUAUGACUUCUCCAUUGUUACUUCAAGAAUACGCUGGGACACCAUCCCCUGGGGUGGAUAGUUAUGCAGAACCAGGUGUUUAUCUUGUAAGGGACUUUAAAGAAGAACUCGAUGGCCUCGCGUCUGGUAACCAAGAAGCACCUCCUAGCAUCCCUAACGAUGUGCUUGCCCCGGUAUGCGACCCCAUUCGCUUCCCUCAAGGGUUGCUUUUGCCGAUUAAGCUGCUCUAUAUCCGUAUUGCAAACGAUCUCUACCGUGUCACUGAGGUUGUAGAUCAAUCUUUUACUCAAUAUCGAGAAAAGCGCGUCUUUAAAUCGAUGGAGGCACAACAACACAAUGUCAAGGGAGAGAAAGGAGGGGAGUCCUCCUCCCCAUCCGCGAGACUGUCCAAUGGUCCAAGUCAAAGUGUGAUCGAUCGCAUGAAAAGCGUUUUCAACACCCUCAUGAAUAAUAUUCCGAGUGAAUCUACAAAUCAAACACAAAGCCAAGGUCGUCCUCGAAGGAGGCCUUUUUCAAUGAAUACGGCUGCAUGCGAUUCAGUUUUUUCCAUCUCUCCGACCACCCCACCGGUGCCUCACAUGGAGUGCCAGUCCACGAAGAUGUGCUGGCAAUGCUUAAGCAGGGAGGCAAGGGUGAUUUUUCUGCCUUGUGGACACUUUGCAGCCUGCGAAAAUUGUUCCGAUGCAAUAAACAGGUGUUAUGUGUGCCAAACUAGGAUCCUCUCCACGAUCACUCUGCUCAAGUGA
This is a messenger RNA of Phytomonas sp. EM1, 5337 nucleotides long. NCBI's taxonomy places the organism in Eukaryota, Euglenozoa, Kinetoplastea, Trypanosomatida, Trypanosomatidae. The record is from the annotation of a GenBank genome assembly.